AUGGCCAUUACCGUAGUAGCCCUCAAUGGCAAGCCCAGUCCGGGUCGGGUCCCGACGCUGCAAUUGAGUUCCAACUGUGUGAUUGUGCCCUGCCGGUACCUAUCUGAAGCUGACGGGCAGCACAAUCUCAUCUUCGGCUAUGGGAAAAAGGCGCCGGCGCAUUUCGGGCAUUGA
Molecule: messenger RNA, 174 nt
Organism: Colletotrichum lupini
Lineage: Eukaryota; Fungi; Ascomycota; Sordariomycetes; Glomerellales; Glomerellaceae
Exons: 2
Coding region: 1-174 (57 amino acids)
Source: RefSeq, a predicted model, not a curated record